This is a messenger RNA of Vitis riparia (riverbank grape), 2315 nucleotides long. Its product is annotated as pentatricopeptide repeat-containing protein At3g02490, mitochondrial-like. The record is from RefSeq and is a predicted model, not a curated record. Bases 80 to 2032 code for a protein of 650 amino acids. The transcript has a single exon. Gene Ontology annotation, molecular function: protein binding. Gene Ontology annotation, biological process: RNA splicing. Lineage: Eukaryota; Viridiplantae; Streptophyta; Magnoliopsida; Vitales; Vitaceae.
GAACCGGUGCCUUCACCUUCAGACUUAAGGCUCUUCUAAAACCCUAGAUAUCGCAGAGCCUCCAAACACACUGGGAAAGAUGAGAAAUCAAUGGCGCUUGCUUCUACUCCGCACCCACUCUCGCUCGCCGCUCUCCAUUUCCCACAUUUUCUCGCAUUUUCCGGUAAAAUCUGAUCACUCUUCCCAAACACUCCGUUUCUUUUCUUCAUUUCUCCAGGGACACUCUCAUCACUGCGUGAUUGAUUCCACUGAGUUAAGAAAUUUUAGUGUCCCUAGGUCUCGGAGCUUCUCUUCUGAGCUGGCCCUCGAAGACAAGGGUCUGGAUCACGUUGUUUUCACUGAUAUUUUCUCUAAACCGAAAGGUUUUGAUGAGAUUAAGAACGAAGUGGAGUCUAGUGAUAUUGUGGUCAGCCACGAGUUGGUGUUGAAGGUAUUGGAAAAUCUGGAAUCGAAUCCUGAAGUGGCGAGGAGGGUUUUUGAUUGGGUUCUGAGGGCUGAGAGUGAGAGACUGAGCUCCAAGUCGUAUAAUUUGAUGUUGGGUAUUUUGGGUAGUAACGGGUUUGUGCGUGAGUUCUGGGAUUUGGUUGAGGUUAUGAACAAGAGAGGGUAUGGAGUGUCCAAGGCAGCUUAUGUGAAAGCAUUGGAAAAAUUUGAAAAAGAGGCGUUGGAGAGUGAUCUGGAAAAGUUGAGAGGGCUGUUUGCAUCGGGAUCUGUAGAUAAUUCCAUACAGAAGAUUUGCUCAAGGGUUAGUAAGAUAAUUAGAAGUGAGGUGUGGGGGGACAAUGUUGAAGGGCAAUUGCACAAUUUAAAAGUUACAUUUUCAGGUGACUUGGUUGCCAUGGUGUUGGAGAAUCUUGGACUGGAGCCAAUGAAAGCAUUGAUAUUUUUUCGCUGGGUUGAGGAGAGUGACUUGAUCAAGCAUGAUAAGCAGACUUAUAAUGCUAUGCUGAGGGUUUUGGGUAGAGAGGAUUGCAUUGAGAGGUUCUGGAAGGUUGCUGAUGAAAUGAGGAAUGCUGGAUAUGAAAUGGAGGUGGCAACAUAUGUUAAAGUUGUAGGGAGGUUUUACAAGCGGAAAAUGAUAAAGGAAGUGGUGGAUUUAUAUGAAUUUGCAAUGAGUGGUGCAAACAAGCCUUCUAUGUAUGAUUGUACCUUUCUUUUACGGAAAAUAGUUGUGAGUAAGGUUUUAGACAUUAGUUUGUUUUCAAGAGUUGUGAGGACUUAUACAGAGGGUGGGAAUAUAUUGACAAAAUCUAUGCUUGAUGCAGUUCUCAAAUCUUUAACCAGUGUUGGUAGAUUUGGGGAGUGCAAUAAGCUCUUGAAAGCAAUGGAAGAAGGUGGGUAUGUAGUUGGUAGUGGCAUGCAGAAUAAAAUUGCCUUUGGGCUUAGCAGUGCUCGGAAAACAGAUGAAGCUAAUGAGUUUAUGAAUAAUAUGGAGGAUUCGGAUUGUCGUCCAAAUUACAGAACAUGGUCCUCUUUAAUUGAAGGAUACUGUGUAGCAGGGGAUCUUGAUAAAGCUUCUGAUUGUUUCCAAAAAAUGGUUGAAAAGGAGGGGGUUUCUUAUGCUGGUUAUGCUUUUGAAGUGUUGGUAAAUGCAUAUUGCUGUAAAGGCAGAUCUGUAGAUGCAUGUGGACUUCUUUGUGAUCUUGCCAGUAAAGAGAAGUUUAAACCUUGGCAUAGUACGUAUAAACUGUUGAUAAGCAAGUUGUUGGUCCAGGGGGGAUUUCAAGCAGCUUUGAAUCUUUUGGGUUUGAUGAAAGAUCAUGAGUUCCCACCUUUCUUAGACCCAUUCAUCGAGUAUGUUUCAAGAACUGGAACUGGUGAUGAUGCUAUUACUUUCCUGAGAGCCAUGACUGUGAAGAGGUUUCCAUCUACAUCCGUGUUCCUCCGUACGUUUGAGGCAUUUUUCAAGGCUGGAAGGCACAAUGAAGCACAAGAUUUCCUUUCCAAAUGCCCAGGCUACAUCCGUAACCAUGCUGAUGUUCUGAAUCUCUUUUAUACCAUGAAAUCUGGAGAAGCUGCCAUGGCUGCUUAGGUUUCAGUGGAGUGAAUCUCUUAUUGUAUUUUGUUAGAUUGAAGUAGUUUGGCAUUUCUUCAAAAUUUUCGGUAUAAAAAUUUUCAGUGCUCCCCAUUUUAAAUUUGUUGACUGCUGGAGCAUGAGUAGCUUUAUUUUUUGUCCAAUAAAAUCCAGGGUAUUACAUAGUACAUCUGAAUACGACUUCUCUCAAGUUAUUUGUGGAGCACAUCUGUUGACAGGGAUUCAAGUAAACAUUAUUUGCAUAUUUACUCUCUGGAAACAGUUACUGUUUUUAGACUCA